Messenger RNA from Myodes glareolus (Bank vole), 3754 nucleotides. It is a transcript of the gene Armh3, whose product is annotated as armadillo like helical domain containing 3. Lineage: Eukaryota; Metazoa; Chordata; Mammalia; Rodentia; Cricetidae. The record is from RefSeq and is a predicted model, not a curated record. Gene Ontology annotation, cellular component: cytosol.
AAGGAGGGUUUUAGGACCCGGCGGGGCACGGCGGACUAGGGUUAAGGAUCGGGGAGGUCGGGAGCGCGCCCGCGAUUCCGGAGCAGUGGCGGCCUUGCCGGAGUCGGGAGCGAGCAGGCCUGCGAGCCCUGGGGUGCUGGAGGAGGAGCGGGGGGCUCGGUUCUCUAGCCAUGGCACAAGUAGAGAAACGAGGAGGCUUGCUCCGGAAAUCUUCAGCCUCAAAAAAACCAUUAAAGGAAAAAGUGGUGCUGAUGUAUGAUGAGAUUUUUAUGACAGAGGACCCCAGUAAGUGUAGUCCUCGGUUUUGGGAGGAGCUCUUCCUCAUGAAGGUGAAUUUAGAGUAUCUAGAAGGCAAGCUGGAGUCUCUGGAUGGUGAAGAGCUAAUGAAGAUCAAGGACAAUGUUAACUGUUUAUUUCAACACUGUAUCCAGGCUCUAGGAGAGGAGCAUCCAAUCCGAGUUGUCAAUGCAUUGCAGACCUUGUGUGCAUUAAUUCGAGGAGUUCACCAGAAGAAUAAAUCUACAUCUGGAUUUGACAUUAUCAACAUGCUGAUGGGCUUUGACAAAGCGGAACUGUGCAUGAAGAACUUGAUGGAGAGUUUGGAUUCAUUACUUUGUGCAGAAGGUUCAGAAAGUCUGAAGAGUUUAUGCCUGAAACUUCUUCUUUGCUUAGUGACUGUUACAGACAACAUCAGUCAGAACACUAUCCUGGAAUAUGUAAUGAUCAACAGUAUAUUUGAAGCAAUUCUACAGAUACUGUCCCAUCCCCCAAGUCGUAGAGAGCAUGGGUAUGAUGCUGUUGUCCUCUUGGCUUUGCUGGUAAACUACAGAAAAUAUGAGUCAGUGAACCCUUACAUCGUGAAGCUGUCCAUUGUGGAUGAUGAAGCUACCCUGAAUGGAAUGGGGCUUGUGAUCACUCAGGCUUUGUCUGAGUACAAUAGGCAGUAUAAAGACAAGGAAGAAGAACACCAGAGUGGUUUUUUCUCUGCUUUAACAAAUAUGGUGGGCAGCAUGUUCAUAGCAGAUGCCCCUGAGAAAAUCUCGGUACAAACCAAUGAAGCCAUUCUUCUGGCACUUUAUGAAGCUGUCCAUUUAAAUCGAAACUUCAUCACAGUAUUAGCUCAGAGCCACCCAGAAAUGGGGUUGGUGACAACCCCUGUCAGUCCUACUCCAGCAGCCCCAGUCACACCACUUGGGACCACUCCACCCUCCUCUGAUGUUAUAAGUUCUGUGGAACUCUCAUUGGAUGCAGAUGUACAGACCAGUAACCUACUGAUAACCUUCUUAAAGUAUAGCUCGAUUGUCAUGCAGGACACUAAAGAUGAACACAGGCUUCAUAGCGGCAAACUCUGUCUGAUUAUCCUUACAUGUAUUGCAGAGGAUCAGUAUGCCAACGCGUUUUUACAUGAUGACAACAUGAAUUUUCGAGUAAACUUACACAGAAUGCCUAUGAGACACAGGAAGAAGGCGGCUGACAAGAACCUUCCUUGCCGUCCCUUGGUGUGUGCAGUCCUGGACCUCAUGGUGGAGUUCAUUGUAACGCACAUGAUGAAGGAGUUCCCUAUGGAUCUUUAUGUGCGCUGUGUCCAGGUCGUGCAUAAACUGCUGUGUUACCAGAAGAAGUGUAGAGUUCGCCUGCACUAUACCUGGCGGGAACUCUGGUCAGCCUUGAUAAACUUGCUGAAGUUCCUUAUGUCAAAUGAAACUGUACUUUUGGCCAAACACAACAUUUUUACAUUGGCCCUUAUGAUUGUGAACCUGUUUAACAUGUUUAUCACAUAUGGUGACACAUUCCUGCCAACACCCAGCAGCUACGAUGAACUUUACUAUGAAAUUAUUCGCAUGCACCAGAGCUUUGACAACCUCUAUUCCAUGGUUCUUAGGCUUUCUACCAACGCAGGCCAAUGGAAGGAAGCAGCUAGCAAGGUGACACAUGCAUUGGUUAAUAUCAGAGCCAUCAUCAAUCACUUUAAUCCCAAAAUUGAGUCCUACGCUGCUGUGAAUCACAUAUCUCAACUCUCGGAAGAACAGGUACUAGAGGUGGUUCGAGCCAACUAUGACACACUCACACUGAAGCUACAAGAUGGCCUGGACCAGUAUGAGCGCUACUCCGAGCAACACAAGGAAGCCGCCUUCUUCAAAGAGCUGGUUCGAUCCAUUAGUACCAACGUCCGGAGGAACCUGGCCUUCCACACACUCAGCCAGGAAGCCCUCCUGAAGGAGUUCUCUACCAUCUCCUGAGACUGCGCUGCCUGAGAGCCACUGAUUGCCCUUACCCAUGAGACUCCUGGGCUGGAGGGCAAGCACAUGGAGUGAGGACUGCCUUCAAGGUUGGAGAGAAGCAGAGACAUUGAGAGUCUUGGUGAAGGCCAUGCUUCAGUGAGCUUGGACAGCUGGGGCAAGCCCAGGAUGAUCUUAUUUGGGGAGAAAUGGGCAGGCAACAGAAAAGGCAUGCAGAAAUGCGGGGCUUCUGGGCUGCAUUCACGGGGUACUGCCUCAUGACUCCAGCUGGGGUUCCAGGUUCUGGCUUCCGAUUGAUUAUUCAGGUGCUGGUGGAGCAGGCCUCAGCUGAUGCCAAUACUCUGAAGGCCAGCGGCUGGUUUUGGCUAUGAUGCCACAUCCUGUUUUCUUUUUGGACCUGGAGCUGAACGAGGCCCCUGCCCCUGCUGCAGUGUGUCCAGUCCUUAGCACCUCUGCCCAAGCAUAGAGUAGGUCAGGGAUGGCGCCUUUUUUCUGUUUUCUAAAUUCAAAGUUGAUGCCUCAGAGAAACUGGAGAUUGGAAUCUGCCUGGUGCUGUGCUGUCCGACCUCCACUUUCUGGAUUUGGUUCUGGCACCAGGAGUACCUGUUCACUUUUCCUUGCCUUCCAACCGUUGACUCAUCAGCACAAUAGGCCCACAACUUUAGCCUUUUGUUUCCAGUCUGUUUUAAACUGUCUUAAAGGAGUGUGUGAAAUAAACAUUGACAGGUUUUCUGCAGCCCUCAAGGUGCCUACUUUGCUGGUUCCCUUUCCAGCAGCUCCUCCCCACCACCCCCUCCAAUGGGAGCCUAGAUGAGCUCCCCUCCACGUGCUCCACCCCCUCACCCUGCUGUUGUUUACAUUCAGCCUGCCUAAGAAUUUCCUCUAGGGAGGAGUCUGUUCCUGCUGUGGUCUGGUGCUGGGACGGAGAGAACCUGUCCAGGUUAGGAAGGAAGCAGCGCGGGUGCUGGAACAGGCUAGGUGAGCCUCAUGCCUAGGACCUCCAUCUUGUCUAGCCAUAUUCUAGCUGGGCCUUGGGCACAUCCUACCUUCGUGAAGUUGGCCUGUGGCUGCCCUCUCUUAAUAGUCUCCAUGGAACCCCUGCAGAGCCUUUCCCUUCCCCACAGCAGCCCCUGAAAUAACUGCUGCUCUGAGGUCCUCCAUGCACCCCGAUCUAAAGUUUUGUAGAUGGCAGGAGGCAUGCAGCUUGUGGGGUUCAGAGGGAGGCUGAGCGAAGGGCGGGGUCCUGAGCGCCUGUGCAUUUAGCAUAUCUCUUGGGGAUCCUUGCCCUCCCUGGGAGCCAGAGUUCUGAUUGAAUGGAAGUGUGCUAGUUCUAGAGAAUUCAGCAGCAGACUGACAUGCAUAGAUGUUGGCUGGGUCAUCUCUGAUCACUGGUCACUGGAUGGAUAACUUGACCUGAGGUUUCUAAUUUUUUCCAUGGUGAUAAACCCCAGAGCAGCUGGAUCUGGAGCUGGUGGCAAAUCAACGCUAUUAAAAUGGAUUUGUGUGGUACAGUC